This is a messenger RNA of Poecilia reticulata (guppy), 506 nucleotides long. The record is from RefSeq and is a predicted model, not a curated record. Lineage: Eukaryota; Metazoa; Chordata; Actinopteri; Cyprinodontiformes; Poeciliidae.
UCCAUCAACAGCAUUCAGUCGCCAUGACGGAGCAGCAGGACGACGGGAUGAGCGACUUGUCCGUCUUGGAGGAUGAAGCCUUCCCUCCUCUUCCUCCCCCUCUGUCCCCUGGAGCGGCUCAGUCGCAGGUCGACCCGUUUGGAGAAGCCGAGGAAGGCGAGGCGUCCAAGCUGGCCGACGUUCCGGCUGCCAAGAGGAGAGGAGUGAAGAGGCCGCAGCCGAAGCUGGACUCCCAGAGGCUCAUUUCAGACAGAGGACUGCCGGCUCUGCGGACCUUGUUCUCUAACGCUCGCUUCAAGGGCAAAGGUCACGAGGCGGAGGACCUGCGGCUGCUCAUGCAGAAGAUGGAGAACUGGGCCCACCGGCUCUUCCCCAAACUGCAGUUUGAAGAUUUCAUCGACAGGGUGGAGAAGCUGGGCAGCAAGAAGGAGGUUCAGACCUGCCUCAAACGGAUCCGACUGGACAUGCCCCUCACUGACCAAGACUUCAUGGNAGUUCCGAGGUAA